Aphanomyces astaci is the source of this 756-nucleotide messenger RNA. RefSeq lists its product as hypothetical. The coding region runs from base 26 to 304 and encodes 92 amino acids. The transcript is spliced from 2 exons. The record is from RefSeq and is a predicted model, not a curated record. NCBI's taxonomy places the organism in Eukaryota, Oomycota, Saprolegniomycetes, Saprolegniales, Verrucalvaceae.
GCAUUUACCGACGAAGUAGGACACGAUGGACGAGUAUGUGACUCGCGGGGUGUAUGUGUUUGGCGCUAUCUGCAUCUUGCUGGUGACCUUGUCUCUGGGAUGGAUCACAGUGUGGAAGUUCCUUCUCUCGAAGAUCUCGUUCAUUCGGGAACUACUCGACUUGAACCCAUCAAAUCCGGCGCCGCCGCCUACAAGCGACGCCACCCUCGUCCCAACAUCAUUCGACGAACGGCUGCGGCAAUACAAGGCAAAUCCCCAUCGAAGGCACACAGGCAGCACGUUGAUGGCACCGUCUGGGCAGUAGACCACUCGGUCCAGUAGGCUUACAAGACUUGAAGUCACAUUAUUACCACCUUGCGACAUAUUUGUUACGAGCGUGAUCUAUGUUCGUCAUGUUGGUGUCGUCGUUGUUCCUCUUGGCGCUGCAUGGCUUGUUGAAUCCGACUUGAAAAUGUCUCUUCGGCAUUCGGAUCGAUCAAAGAUGCACGGGAAGCGGAUGGUUCAGUUGAAACGCAUUCUUCUUGAGAUGGACGCGAUAGAGCUGGUGUGUCGUCCCCGAUUGUAUCGUCACGCGCCACGUCGGCUGCAGCAGCAGCAGCGUUUACUUCGACCAGAGGUCGCAUGACCGUAGCUUUCAGCUCUUCCGGUAACUCCCAGUAGCUUCGUCCGUGAACCAGGUUGAAGUAAUAUGAGCGCUAUAUGCGAUCAACGAUCUACUCUUAGACGUCGCAUCCCGCAUCACACGAGCAACUUACC